AUGCAGAGAUUUCUAUUGGCGUCAUCUAUUGUCGGCUUCACCUUUCCGGCUCAGAUCCCAGAGAAAUGCUGCGUAUGUGCGGAGGUGAAUGCCGCAAUGAUGGACCCCAUCAUCAUCAUCAUUGAUCUCCCAGGAGUCCUCCUCGCACUCGGAAUAUUGGUCUUCACAGCUGCCUUCACCCACUACCUGUACAAUCACUUCAACACACGACACACCACCACGCAGUUUUCACCAACGCCAGAGUUCGUCCCUCGACGGCUUCCGUCGAAAUUUACCUUCUCUGCCCCCAACCGACCCAUCAACAACUCCAAUAACUUCAACAACUUCAACAACCACGGAGGCCCAAUCAAACCAAUCAUAAAAAAACGACAAUUUUAA
This is a messenger RNA of Oikopleura dioica, 378 nucleotides long. NCBI's taxonomy places the organism in Eukaryota, Metazoa, Chordata, Appendicularia, Copelata, Oikopleuridae. The record is from the annotation of a GenBank genome assembly.